AAUGGAAAUAUUAAAAUAAUGCUUAAGUAAUCCUAUGAGUUCUCAAUCCAAAUCAGUUUCUUCGAGCGUAGAUUAAUUUUAUAAAAUCAAAGCAUAAUAAGGUUUUGUAUUAUGUGAUUCUCUUCAUCCAAUUCUAGAUCGUUGUAGCACUCGAUCAAGAUUUGAUAAACUAGUUACAAAUGUUAAAAUUACUGCAAGAAACCAAAAACCAGUUACAUAAGCUUGGAAUUCAUAAAAAAUAUCAAUGGAUAUCAUAGAUUCAAAUUUUUUUAGUUCUUAACCUACAGUACUAUACAUAUGA
Messenger RNA from Paramecium octaurelia, 301 nucleotides. The record is from the annotation of a GenBank genome assembly. NCBI's taxonomy places the organism in Eukaryota, Ciliophora, Oligohymenophorea, Peniculida, Parameciidae.